Molecule: messenger RNA, 2870 nt
Organism: Aphis gossypii (cotton aphid)
Lineage: Eukaryota; Metazoa; Arthropoda; Insecta; Hemiptera; Aphididae
Product: FK506-binding protein 59-like
Exons: 8
Coding region: 445-1779 (444 amino acids)
Molecular function (GO): peptidyl-prolyl cis-trans isomerase activity; protein binding
Source: RefSeq, a predicted model, not a curated record
UAUGAUAGGGUAAAACAUAAAUCAUUUUAUUAAUGUUUUCUUUUAUUAAUUUUUUUUUUUUUUAAAUCGUAACUCUUAUUUACUAAUUAAAUUAAAGUGAACGAUUCUCGAAACUGAAAGUACAAAUUUAAUUAAUUUAAGUUUAAUGUUUCUUUACUACAAUUUUCAAUCCUGUAUUAAUUUUAUUUUUUGUUAUCCUUAACUUUUAGUUUAAUUUAAUCGUUUUAUUUUUUAAUUUGACAUUCUCACAUUAAAAACUUUUGCAAUUAAAAUAAUAAUAACAUAACAAACAAAUUAAUUUGGGUUGUACUCUGAAUUAAACCGGUGGAUCAUAAUCUUACAACGGCUCUAUGAUUUUGCCAUGUGUUAGUUAUAAGAUCAUUAUUUUUCAUACCAUCACCGUGUACUUUAAUCAAUAGAUUAGUAAACAAGUAUUGGUCAACAAUGGACAUCACGCCUAAAUUAGAUGGUGGAGUUUUAAAAGAGAUAUUAGUACAUGGCAAUGGAACGGAUAAGCCACAUAAGGGGUGUAGGGCUUAUGUACACUACACUGGUUCACUUUCUGAUGGUACUGUUUUUGACAAGACUAAUGAGGUGCCAUUUCAAUUUACAAUAGGAAAAGAUAUGACUAUAAAAGGUUUUGACUUAGCUGUAUCUUCAAUGGCUUGUGAUGAAAAAUCAACAUUUCGAUGUCAUCCAGAUUAUGGUUAUGGGUUAGAUGGUUUUGAACAGAUCAUCCCCCCUAAUACAUGGCUUACAUUUGAAAUACACUUACUGAAAUGGACAUGGGAAGAUAUCAGCCGGCGGAAAGAUAAAAGUAUUACUAGACAAAUAUUAGAAUAUGGAGUGGACCAUGCUACACCUAGUAGUGUUUCGUUAGUUAAUAUUCAUUUAGAAAAAGAAGAAAAUGGUAAUGUUAUUGAAGAAAGAGAUGUAGAGUUUAGAUUAGGCGAAGGCAAAGACUUUGGUAUUUGUCCUGGAAUAGAGAUUGCGUUAACUAAAUUUAAAAAAAAAGAAAAGUCAAGAUUGUUUAUUCAUGGAAAACAUACAUUUUUGGAAUAUGGAAAUGAUGAUUUCAAAGAAGUCUAUGUCAUCAAACUUAACUUUUUUGAAAAGUUUGAAGAGAGUUGGUCAUUGACAUGUGAAGAUCGGAUUGAACAAGCAAAGUUCUUUAAACAAAAAGGAACAGAUUACUUUAAAAUGGAUAAUUAUAAACUAGCACUUAAAUUCUAUAAAAAAAUGGAGGACUAUUUAAAAAAUAAUAUUUCAAUCGAUGAAAACCAAAUGGAAGAAAUCAAAUUUCUUUCAGUUACAUCCUAUUUGAAUUCUGCUUUAUGUAAUUUAAAAUCACAUAGACAUACUCAAGCAAAAAAUGAUUGUGAGAGUGCAUUAAGCCUUGAACCAACAAAUGUCAAGGCUUUAUUUAGAAAAGGCGAGGCUUUAGUUGGAUUACAUGAAUUAAUAGCUGCAAAACAAAGUUUUGAAGCUGUUUUACAACAAGAGCCAAAUAAUCGUGCAGCUAUAGCAAAAAUAAUUGAAUGUGAUAAAAAACUAAAAUCACAAAAAAAAAUAGAAAAAUCUGUUUAUUCAAAUAUGUUUGAGAAAUUUGCUAAGAGAGAUACUGAAAAAGAAGAAGAAUUUCUAAGUCAACAACCCGAUGUUAUGAACACACUUGGAGAAUGGGGAGAUGAUGAACGGGAACGGGCUCCUACUGAAUUUGAGAAAGAAAAUCCCAAUAUAUUGAUGUUAAACACAACAGGCUAUUUCAAAAAUAUGUAAAAUAUUAAUAUGAUAUACAGUAACCAAUGCCAAAAGAAUUAGAAUAUGGUGAAUGUUUAAUUCCAAAUGAAUGUGCUGGUUGCAAAUCAACUUGAACCUGAAAUAAUAGUAACAGUGUGAUAAUAAUUUCCUGUAAAUAAUUGUACAUAAACAUAAGUUGAGUAUAUUAUAAUACUAGCUGUUUUUACUUUUUUUUUUUAUAUAGACAUAAGUCUUGUUAUAAAAAAUUUUGUCAGAUAAUGUGAAAUAUUGAAUAGGUAACUUUUCAAGACCCAUUCCGUUAACGCAUAUCUUUGCUCGAAUUAAUUUAUUAAUCUGCUGAAGUUCUUUUUACUAAAUAAAUUUGACAAAUAUUAAUGAAUCUUAAAAACAGAAUUUUUAUUUUACAUAUCAUCAAAAAAAAAAAAAAAAAUACCUUAAAAUCAUGUUAAUGAUUAAAUCAUUUAAAAUACUGUAAGCUUAGCAGAUUGAUAUAUUAAUAUUUUUGUUUUUGUGUAUAUAAUUUUCUUUUCUUUUUUUCUUUUGUAACCAUGGACAUAAUAGUAUAACUAUAAUUAAAGUCUGUCAUAAUUUAUCUGUGUCUAGUAUCUAAAGGGUAAAGCCUCACCUGGUUCUAUAUGUAUGCUAAGAACAUAAUUAGUUUUUAAUUUUUGUAACUACUGUAUCUUAUACUACUAAUUACUAAUCAAUGUGAAAUUUAAUUUAUUUUAUAAUUUGUGCUUUUUAACGUGUAUUAAAUUCAUCGUAAUCUAGUCAAUUUGUGCAUAUACUAGACUUUUUCUAAUUUGCCCGAAGUGCAUUACACAAAUUACUUUGAAGUGUUUAUGCUGUAUGCACUGACCUAUUCUUGUUCAUAUAUUAUUCCUUCAUAUUGUGAAUGUCUUAUACCAAAAGAAUAGGAUGGUACAGAUGAUUUUAACAUUGUCACCUAAAAUGUUUCAUAUAUUAAUUUAAGAUUAUUAUAUACAUAUUAUACUGUGAAAAAAUUAAGUAUUAAAUGACUCGUGUUGACUAUGUUAUAUUGUUUUUAUAUAUUUAUUAAUUUGUAUGAUUGUGUAUACAAUAAAUAAAUUAUCAAAUUGAUUUUCCAA